AUGGUUGCUUCGGCCGUCUUCAUUACGGACUUGCAAGGCAAGAACAUUAUCAGUCGAAACUACCGCGGCGAUGUACCAAUGCAGAAGGCUCUGGAACGUUUUCAAACGUACUUGCUAGAAACCACCGACGAAUCCAAGAAACCGGUCUUUCAUGUCGACAGCAAUGGCGAUUCGUACAUCUACAUUGCGCUGUCCAACCUGUACUUGUGCGCCGUGACGACACGAAAUUCCAACGUUGCUUUGAUUCUGACUUUUCUCUAUCGACUAUCCCAAGUCUUCAAGGACUACUUCGGCACUUUGGAAGAAGAAAGCAUUCGAGACAACUUUGUGAUCAUAUACGAGCUACUGGACGAAACCAUGGAUCACGGUUUACCGCAAGCGUUGGACAGUAUGAUUCUGCGUUCGUUCAUCACCCAGGGUGCCAACCGGAUGUCGGAAGACGCACGAAACAAGCCCCCGGUAGCUCUCACCAACGCAGUUUCCUGGCGCGCCGAAGGAAUCAAACACAAAAAGAAUGAAAUCUUCUUGGAUGUCGUGGAGAAGCUAAACUUGCUGGUUUCGGCCAACGGUACAGUCUUGCAUUCGGAGAUCCUUGGCGCCGUCAAGAUGAGGUCCUUUCUUUCCGGCAUGCCCGAGCUUAAACUAGGUCUCAACGAUAAACUCAUGUUUGAAGCCACGGGCCGAGCGAAUCAAGCGAAAGGAAAGGCCGUGGAACUCGAAGACAUCAAGUUCCAUCAAUGCGUGCGCCUCGCCCGCUUUGAAAACGACCGCACCAUUUCCUUCAUCCCUCCCGACGGUGAGUUUGAUCUCAUGACGUACCGCCUAAAUACGCACGUCAAACCGUUGAUUUGGGUCGAGGCUGUCGUCGAGCCGCACAAAGGAAGUCGUAUCGAGUACAUGAUCAAGACGCGAUCCCAGUUUAAAUCGCGAUCCGUCGCCAACAACGUGGAGAUCAUCAUUCCCGUCCCUCCGGACGUCGAUUCGCCUUCUUUCAAGUGUUCGGUCGGCAGCGUUUCGUACUUGCCCGACAAAGAUUCCGCUGUUUGGACAAUCAAACAGUUCCACGGCGGUCGUGAAUAUUUGAUGCGGGCGCAUUUUGGUUUGCCAAGUAUUUCAGCAUCAGAUAUUGACCCCGAAGCGAAAAAGAAGGGAGAUAACGCUUGGAAGGCGCCGAUUCGGGUACAGUUUGAAAUUCCAUACUUUACUGUUUCCGGCAUUCAAGUCCGGUAUUUGAAGAUCAUCGAACGAAGCGGCUACCAGGCGUUACCAUGGGUUCGUUACAUUACCGCCAAUGGUGACUACCAGUUAAGAAUGGCAUAACACUUCCAACAUUAUCUUCUAUA
Molecule: messenger RNA, 1343 nt
Organism: Phaeodactylum tricornutum CCAP 1055/1
Lineage: Eukaryota; Bacillariophyta; Bacillariophyceae; Surirellales; Neidiaceae
Gene: AP1mu
Exons: 3
Coding region: 1-1320 (439 amino acids)
Biological process (GO): intracellular protein transport; vesicle-mediated transport
Cellular component (GO): cytoplasmic vesicle; clathrin adaptor complex
Source: RefSeq, a predicted model, not a curated record